AAUAAGAUCUCACGGAGUCUUUUCAUUAAUAAGUACGAUAAAAGAUGGAUUCAAGAUUCAACGAUACCGGUCCUUCCCUGAGGUAUAUUGAUGAAAAGAGUGGCGAUGAAUAUGCAGUUGUGAAAGCUUUACAUAUGAGUGGUGGAGAUGGAGCCAACAGUUACUCCGCCAAUUCUCUUUUUCAGAGAAGAGUUUUAUCAAUGGCCAAACCAGUCUUGGUAAAAAACACCGAAGAAAUGAUGAUGAAUUUAAACUUUCCUAACUAUAUCAAAGUUGCUGAAUUGGGUUGUUCUUCGGGGCAAAACACGUUUUUGGCUAUGUCUGAGAUCAUCAACACCAUCAAUGUGUUGUGCCAACAAUCGAACCAAAACCCUCCAGAAAUCGAUUGUUGUCUCAAUGAUCUUCCGGAAAACGAUUUCAACACAACGUUCAAGUUGGUACCCUUCUUCAAAAAGGGGCUCAUGAUGACUAACCAAGCAUCAUGUUUCGUCAAUGGAACACCAGGUUCCUUCUACUCUAGGCUCUUCUCUCGCAAUAGCCUCCAUUUUGUACAUUCAUCUUACUCUCUCCAUUGGCUCUCCAAGGUUCCAGAAAAACUCGAGAAUGAUAAGGAAAAUGUGUACAUAUCAAACUCAAGUCCUCAAAGUGCUUACAAAGCUUACUUGAAUCAGUUCCAACGAGAUUUCACAAUGUUUCUAACGUUACGCUCUGAGGAAAUGGUCUCUAACGGACGAAUGGUUCUUACCUUCAACGGUAGAAACACUCUUAACAGUAAUCCAUUGUAUAGAGAUUGUUGUCACGUUUGGACACUGCUAUCAAAAUCUCUCUGUGACCUAGUCUUCGAGGGCCUAUUGAGUGAAUCAAAACUGGAUGCAUUCAACAUCCCAUUUUAUGACCCGAAUGAACAAGAAGUGAAGGAAGUGAUACAAAACCAAGGCUCUUUUGAAAUCAGUGACUUAGAGACACAUGGAUUCGGAGUCAAUAAAGCUAUUAACCAUAAAGUAGGAUACAAUAGAGCCAAAUCUGUAAGAGCCGUUACUGAACCAAUGCUCAUUGCUCAUUUUGGAGAAGAUAUUAUCGAUAUCUUGUUUGAUAAGUAUGCUCGCCAUGUGACACAACACGCGAACUGCGGAAACAAAACGAGUGUCGUUCUUGUCGUCGCGUUGACCAAGAAGUAAACAGCUUUUGCUUGAAUAUAUUUGCUUGUAUAUUUACUUUUUAUGUACUGUUGUUUGCCUUUUCUGUCAAUAAUUUAUAAGACUUGCCCCUCAUACGAUAAUGUGAUAUGCUUGUCGAAAAUAUAUUGCGAUGUUGUGUAUUAGGAGUUUUUAAUUACAUCCCAAAAUAUUAAAUAUUAAUGUGGUUUUGGUCAUAAUUUUGAAGUAUUAUAAACACAAAUACAAGUUAAUUAUUUUAAGUUCAUACCAUUUGAUUAAGUAAAUCUUUGCCAGCACACAAAUUUGUUCCAUUAAUUAGACAAUGUGCAAUGCAAUGGACAUGUUAAGUUCUUUAUUCAACAUUUGCAAAUUUACAGUGAACUAGUUAAAAACGAAAAAAACAAAUCAGCUCAUCUGAGUGAACUAAUUCAACAGUUGAAUUUUCACACAACAAUUUCAAUUAUUUGAAAACAAAAAAAAAACUAGGACCACAGUGACACAUGUCAUCAUUA
Molecule: messenger RNA, 1669 nt
Organism: Brassica rapa (field mustard)
Lineage: Eukaryota; Viridiplantae; Streptophyta; Magnoliopsida; Brassicales; Brassicaceae
Product: salicylate/benzoate carboxyl methyltransferase
Molecular function (GO): methyltransferase activity
Source: RefSeq, a predicted model, not a curated record